This is a messenger RNA of Anoplopoma fimbria (sablefish), 1441 nucleotides long. RefSeq names its product keratin, type 1, gene c5 (gene krt1-c5). Bases 95 to 1372 code for a protein of 425 amino acids. Gene Ontology annotation, molecular function: structural molecule activity. The record is from RefSeq and is a predicted model, not a curated record. The transcript is spliced from 9 exons. NCBI's taxonomy places the organism in Eukaryota, Metazoa, Chordata, Actinopteri, Perciformes, Anoplopomatidae.
GUACCAAACAGUAAUCACUUGAACAAUCAGGGUCGAAACCUGAAUCAGCAGCAGAACAGAAGACCAACUGAAGAACUGAGAGCGAUUGGACACCAUGGCCUCCACCAUGUCUGUGCGCAGCUACUCGGUGCGUCAGCCCUCCUUAUCCAGCAUGUCCGUCAGGGACAGCGGACGCAGCAUCCACUCCAGGACCCCCAUCCCUAUUGGCUCGCUGUCCUUGUCCCGUUCCGUCUCCAUGGGCAACGGCCUCAACAUGCUGGGCACCAGCCUCUCCCUCAACAACCACAACUCGGCAAGCGACAAGGAGACCAUGCAGGGCCUGAACGACCGGCUGUCCAACUACCUGGAUAAGGUGCGCUCGCUGGAGAGGUCCAACACUGAGCUGGAGGUGAAGAUCAAGCAGCACAUGCUGGAGAAGGCUCCAAAGGGACACGACAUCGAGGGGAUGAUGGCCCAGGCACACGUCAUCGGGCAGGAGGUGAGGAAGAAGACGCUGGAGAAUGCCCGCAUCAUGCUGGAGAUUGAUAAUGCCAAGCUGGCGGCCGACGACUUCAGGGUCAAAUGGGAGGCGGAGGCCACCUUGGCCCAGUCGGUGGAGAGGGACUGUCAGGCUCUGAAGAGGGCAAAGUCUGACCACGACCAAAUCAUCGCCACUCUGCGAGGAGACCUGGACAGCCUGAAGGAGGAGCUCUACUUCCUGAAGAAAAAUCACGACGAGGAGAUGAAUUUAAUGAAGUCUCGUUUGGCCAACGAGCAAGUGAGCGUCGAGGUGGAUGCGGCUCAAGGUCCGGAUCUGGGAGCCAUCAUGGCCGAGCUCAGGGUCCAGUAUGAGGGCAUCGCUCGCAAGAACAAGGAGGAGUCCGAGACCUGGUACCUCAAGAAGUUGGAAGCAGUGCAGUCGGAGGUCAAAGAAAACAACGAGGCUUUGCGUUGUGCCCAAAGUGAGCUCGUUGAGAGACGACGUUUCCUGCAGGCUCUGGAGGUCGAACUCGACAAUCUCCGGAAGCAGGUAGGUGUGUUUGAGGGAAACCUGGCAGAAACGGGGCACAAGUACUCCGUGGAGAUGGACCGUCUUCAGGCCACACUGACACAUCUGGAGGACGAGCUGUCUCAGCUGCGUCUGGACAUGCAACGCAACAAGACCGACUACGAACAGCUGCUGCGCAUCAAACAGAACCUGGAGAUGGAGAUCGCCACCUACAGGAGGCUGCUGGAGGGAGAGGAAAUGGUGAAAGAAACACCUCCACCUCCUAAAAAAGAACCCGAUGUAAGGACCAGGAAGAUUGUAAAAGUCGUCACCCAGACAAUGAUCAACGGGAAGGUGGUGGACGAGUCCAGUGAGGUGGAGCAGAUCGAGGAACGCAAGAAAUGAGCCAAAGAGUACAAAGAGAAGAAGAUGUCUCUUAAACCCAAAGCCUGCUGACUGAGGAUCAAGUCUCAA